AUGCCGGUGGAUCAACCAGAAGAUCUCUCGAAGAUACUCAAGACCCUGACAGAGCCGAGCUCUGAACGUGUGUCCACGGCUCUGACGAAUGCAACGGUUCUCCUCGGUACCUUCAACUAUGCGCCCGAUGCCGACAACACUUUUCCGGAGUGGUACAGUCGGAAUCAAGGCAUACUCGAAGAGUGCGUCGAGUCACCGAGUCUUCGAGCUAAGGUCCUUCUCAAGGCGCUCGGCACCGAGGAGUACACGCGGCUCCGCUGCCACGUAUCUCCUGCGAAGCCCGAAUCUAAAACAUUCGAUGAGCUGCUCGGAAUCCUCAAUCAACUUUUCGGUCCGACGAAGUCGCUCUUCCGACGUCGUUUCGACAUACUGAACAUCCGAUCGCCUGCGGGAACUCAUCCGGAAGAGAUUCUGAAUCUCUGCAAUCUCAAAGGCGACGAAUUCGAGGUGAACAACCUUACGGCAGAUCAAUUCAAGAAAUUCUUGGCGUUGCUGAUGGCUACGGGUCCCUCGUUCAAUCAUUUUCGUGCGGUGGUUCUUCGAACUCUCGACGAAAAACCCGGUAUCGAUCUACUCGAGCUACGGGAAAAAGUAAAGCAACACGUCAGAAGACAAGAGGAUGCGACUAUCGGCCUCAACUCGGUCGACGAAAACCCAGUCAGCAUCAACCAGGUAACCUCACAACGGGCCGCUCGUCCUCCACCACGCGGCAGUCGUCAACAACCCAAUUCCAAGUGCAAGGGUUGUGAAGGCAGUCACUUUCGCUCACAAUGCCCCUUCCUAAAAAGCAAAUGCAACGGCUGUGGCAAGAAAGGCCACCUCAAAAAGGUUUGCAUGGCUUCAACGGGAAAUAAUCGAGUGAACGCGAUCCGGCUAUCAUCUCUGACCGAUAACAACGAUGGUUCUCGCGCUUUCAUCACGCUCGCCAUCAACGGGAUUCCAGUACGGCUCCGUGUCGACAGCGGGGCAGAUGCCACUGCCAUAGAAAGCUUCGCCGUGAAUGAUCGAAAUUCGAGGCGAGUCCUGGUGGGCGCACUCUUCAUCGAGGGAAUAACAACAGCUUUGUAUCCUAUCUCGAAAUAUCUGUGGGCCGCUCAUAUAACGUCUUUCUUCAAUGGUCUAGUGCUCGCUCUCUUUGAAGCCGGUUCCUACGUAGCGAUAGCGAAUCUCUGGGAGAAUCCCAAUUUCCCUCUGCAACUUCACAUGUUGGGCUACGGCUUCGCAGUUUUCGUCGUUCCUUUCAUUUCUGAGCCGUUUCUGAGUAAGAGCAACCCCCUAGAUGCUGGCAAACUCCAACAGGCAUCGGUUUCCCGUAUUUACAUUCCCCAUGCCGGAAUCGGCGCGUUGUGCGUUCUACUAGGCAUUGCGCUAGCCAUAACUACUGUCUUGGUACCAUACCCGCCGCAACCGACGAUUGCCGAAAAAACCGACGCCGACACGUCCUCGAAAAAGCGUGAUAAGGUUUUCGAAACGACCCUAGUGAUACCGUUGGCUGUGAUGUCGUUGUUCUGUGUGAGCCUGGAGAUGACCUUCACGGGGAUGAUCUCAUCGUUCGUUAUCCGAUCGGAUCUUCAUCUCACCAAAUCCGAUGGGGCGUAUCUCGGGGGCGCAUUCCGUGCGACGUUCUUCGCAGGGCGAAUUAUCAUCCUGAUCUUGCACAAGCUCCCGCGCACCCUCGUCAUUGUGAAUAACUUCAACCUGGUUUCCGCCUUGGUAACGUCGUUGAUUUUCGUGUUCUUCGUCCUGAGUUCGCCCUACGUGGUGUGGGUCGUGAACGCUGGACUCGGACUGGGACUCUGCGCGAUCUUCGGUACCGAUAUCUCUUGGAUAUUCUUGGCGUUGCUGAUGGCUACGGGUCCCUCGUUCAAUCAUUUUCGUGCGGUGGUUCUUCGAACUCUCGACGAAAAACCCGGUAUCGAUCUACUUGAGCUUCGAGAAAAAGUAAAGCAACACGUCAGAAGACAAGAGGAUGCGACUAUCGGCCUCAACUCGGUCGACGAAAACCCAGUCAGCAUCAACCAGGUAACCUCACAACGGGCCGCUCGUCCUCCACCACGCGGCAGUCGUCAACAACCCGAUUCCAAGUGCAAGGGUUGUGAAGGCAGUCACUUCCGCUCACAAUGCCCCUUCCUAAAAAGCAAAUGCAACGGCUGUGGCAAGAAAGGCCACCUCAAGAAGACUCAAUUUCCGAAACUUUUCGAAACAUCAUUGGGUCUCUGCAGCAAGAUCGAAGUUGAUCUCCGGUUGAAGGACAACGUCACUCCCACCUGUUUACCGGCGCGUCCGUUGGCUUUACCAAUCCGUGAAUUAGUGGACAAAGAACUCGAACGUCUACUCGAUAACGGUACCCUCUACAAGGUCGAAUCGUCCGAUUGGGCAACACCCAUCGUCGUGGUGCGGAAGGCCAAUGGUCAGAUCCGUAUGUGUGCGGAUUACUCGACGGGCUUGAAUGAGGCUCUCCGCGACGUUGACUAUCCUCUGCCGAACAUGGAAGAGAUCAUGUCCAGGUUCAGCGGAAAUCGCAUCUUCACUCAACUCGAUCUCGCAGACGCCUACCUGCAAUUGCCUCUCACGGCUGAGAACCGGAAGUUGACUACCAUCAACACCCAUCGCGGUUUAUAUCAGUACAACCGCUUGGUUUUCGGUCUCAAAACAGCGCCGGCUAUUUUCCAGCGGACCAUUGAUCAAGCUCUGGCGGGACUGGAAGGCGUACUAGUCUACUUGGAUGACAUCCUUGUCAUGGCUCCAGAACAGGAACUCCAUGACAGGCGUUUACGGCAGGUUUGCGAAAAACUGCAAGAAUGGGGUUUCCACCUGCGUUUCGAGAAGUGUCGUUUCAAUUCGCGGACUGUGAAGUAUCUCGGUCUCAUCAUCUCCGAGAAGGGUAUCCAAGCUGACCCGAGCAAGGUUGAAGCAAUCUGCAACCUUCGCGAGCCCGGGAACGUUACGGAGUUACGAUCCCUUCUCGGACUUUUGAAUUACUACGCUAAGUUUUCGGCGCAGUUGCAACAAGUGAAACCGCCCUUCGAGGCACUUCUCAAGAAAGGCGUCACUUUCAAAUGGGCGAAAGAACAGCGCGACGCUUUCCUCAGAGCCAAGGAGCUGUUGUCAAGUCCUCUUUUGCUAGCGCACUUUGACCCCCGCCAAACCCUCGUGGUGGCGGCAGAUGCUUGCGAUACGGGGAUCGGCGGCGUCUUGCUCCAGAGGUAUGCGGACGGAAACGAAAAGGCGGUCUUCCACGUUUCGAAGUCGCUGUCUCCUUGUCAGAGGAACUAUAGUCAGAUCGAGAAAGAGGCUCUUGCUCUGGUCUCUACCGUCGAAAGACUUCACAAAUUUAUCUGGGGCCGUCGAUUUAUCCUCCAGACGGACCACAGGCCUCUCGUUGCUCUGUUUCAGCCUAACAACAUGAAAGGUCUCAGCGAACGCACCGCAGCGCGUUUGAGACGUUGGGCUCUUCGCUUGGUGGGUUAUGAUUUCCAUAUCGAAUACGUCCGGACAAAUGACUUCGGCCAUGCCGACGCGCUGUCGCGUUUGAUCCGCGAACUCAGAAAAGACGGAAAAGACGCCGGCCUGGAUGAGGUCAUCGGUCAUCUCACCCUUUGUGAGCAGGAAAUCGUAGCGAUUCCCUCCAUCUCUCUGAGAGUGCUCAGCCUUCCGCAGGAUGUCAAGGAGGCAUCUCGGAAAGAUCCCGUGCUGGUAUCUGUUCUCGAACGCGUCAGGAAAGGUUGGCGCGAUGACGAUUGUAGAGAUCCGGUUCUCCGGCCUUUCGCUCAACAGGCCGAAAGCUUAUGCGAGACCGAUGGAUCCCUUCUACUUAAUGAUCGCCUCAUCGUGCCGCAACCCCUACGUAAAGCUGUGCUCCACAAACUACACGUCGCGCAUCCAGGUGUCCGGCGCAUGAAAGCGCUCGCACGGGCUUACUUCUACUGGCCAGGAAUGGGCAAAGAUAUCGAAGGGUUAGUGAAGAGUUGCAGGCACUGCAUCCAACACGCCGCAAAUCCGCGCAAGAUACCGCUGCAGCCCUGGCCCGAUCCAAAAAGUCCGUGGACUCGAAUUCAUUUGGAUUACGCCGAACCUCAGAGAGGAAAAAUUUUCCUGGUCAUCGUUGACAGCUUCUCCAAAUAUCUCGAUGCGGCGUGGAUGACUCAAGCCACUAGUCAGACUCUGAUUGCCUACAUGAGAGUCGUGUUCCGACAUUUCGGCCCACCACAAACGAUUGUUUCGGACAACGGGCCGCAAUUCGUUUCAAAUUUUCAACCGAACAGCAGGGGUACAACCGUGAGCGUAACGAGUGAAUGCGAAAGUACUCUGAAGUCAUCGGCUUUAGACGCCAAGGCCGAAAUCCUUCAAAUUUUCGGGCAGAAAUCUAUUGAGCUUACGAUAGUACGUGUUUCGUUCGACAGACGUGGAUUGGUUAUCCUCGCUUUGGAACCUACGUCGACCGUCAUAAUGAAAGUCAUCAUCCUUGUCGCUCUCGUGGCCUGCAGCGUGGCUCAAUGUGUCGCCAUUGAGGCUUUUGGUGCGCCCAACGACAAUGUUGACUUCAAGACUAGAGCCGUGACGCCGGAAAUCGUCGCUAAGGCGAAGGAAUUGGGUAAAACCGAUAAGGUUGAGAUGGUGAAGCUCUCCGAGAAUACAUCGACUCGUUACAAUCUCUACCAUGCUACCCUCACCGUCGAUGGUAAGACCUGCCAUAUGACCGUCAGCGAAGAGAAGCCCCUGAAAUUCCUGGAACAGUCCGACAAGAACAACUGCAUCCUCUGCUGUUGA
Galendromus occidentalis (western predatory mite) is the source of this 4770-nucleotide messenger RNA. RefSeq lists its product as uncharacterized. Lineage: Eukaryota; Metazoa; Arthropoda; Arachnida; Mesostigmata; Phytoseiidae. The coding region runs from base 1 to 4770 and encodes 1589 amino acids. The record is from RefSeq and is a predicted model, not a curated record. The transcript has 12 exons.